AUGAAGGGGAGCAGCACCCUCCUACUGGGGGCCCUCACCCUGCUCUGCUCCUGUGGGCUGGCCACCGGGGAGGACAGCAGUGAGUUUUUCAUGGAAUUCCUGCAAACGCUGCUGGUGGGGUCCCCAGAGGAGCUAUAUGAGGGGCCCCUGGGCAAGUACAACGUCAAUGCAGAUGCCAAGGCAGCACUGACUGAGCUCAAGUCCUGCAUAGAUGGCCUACAGCCCAUGCACAAGGCGGAACUGAUCAAGCUGCUGGUGCAAGUGCUGGGCAGUGAAGAUGAUGCCUAG
This is a messenger RNA of Leptonychotes weddellii (Weddell seal), 288 nucleotides long. RefSeq names its product secretoglobin family 1C member 1 (gene SCGB1C1). The record is from RefSeq and is a predicted model, not a curated record. Lineage: Eukaryota; Metazoa; Chordata; Mammalia; Carnivora; Phocidae.